AUGUGAACGUGAUGCCAAUGUGACAGCUGUGCGUGUACGGUCCGUGGUGUGACUGCGGUCUGUAUUUAAUGGACAUUUAUUUGCAGAUUAGCAGAAUGCGUAGAGGCUUUAUACGGUCUUAACCAGUGCUGAAAGAUCUUAUACUUUGUAAAAAAUAACACUUAAUUAAUUCAUAUUUUUGAACUCGCUGGAUAGCAAUUGAUAUUGAAUAUGGAGCUGUUUGCAACAGUUGAUCAGGGGGGUUGCAUUUUGGACAUGUCCCAUCUGAAUCUGGAGAGCUUAAAUUUGGACACUGUCGGUGACGAACGGAGGAGAGUGACCCGACAACUCUACCUGUAUAACAACCGACUGAUUGUGUUUCCCGCUUCGGUAUGUCUAUUCUCCAAUUUGGAAGUUCUGGAUAUAAGCAACAAUGGAUUAACGGUUCUCUGUGAGGACAUUCAACGUUUGUCAAACCUCAAAACACUCAUAGCCAAGAACAACCGUUUGAACGAAUUCUCGUUCCCAAAGGAAUUUGGGUCCAUGCAGAUAGACACAUUGAACUUCAGUGGGAAUAUAUUUGAAGAGGUGCCCAUUCAGUUUCUAAAACUCCAGCGAUUAAAAUAUCUGUCUCUUGGGGGUAAUAGACUCAAAGCUAUCCCCUCAGAGAUAGAAAAUGUUACCAGUCUGGAGAUGCUUUAUUUGGGUGGGAACCUCAUCACCUCCAUCCCCCCAGAGCUGGCCAGCCUUCACGGUCUCAGAUACUUGGUCCUUUGUGACAACCGGAUACAAAGUGUACCCCCCCAACUCACCAGACUCUACUCCCUGCGCUGCCUCAGUCUCCAUAACAACCUACUCACCUACCUACCGCGGGAGAUCCUCAGCCUGGUGCACCUGCAGGAGCUCAGUCUCCGCGGCAACCCCCUGGUGGUCCGCUUCAUCAAGGACAUGACUUACGACCCUCCCUCCCUGUUGGAGCUGGCCGGACGGACCAUCAAGUCCUGCAACCUGCCCUACCACACCAAUUACCUGCCUGGAAACCUGGUGCAUUACCUGGACCUGGCCAGCAAGUGUCCCAACCCUAAAUGUACCGGUGUGUACUUUGACUCAUGUGUGAGGCACAUCAAGUUUGUGGACUUCUGUGGGAAGUAUCGGCUACCCUUCAUGCACUACCUGUGCUCCCCAGAAUGCACCUCUCCCUGCAGCUCCAACCCGCAGAGCGACGCUGAGUCGGAGGACGAGAAGUGCGUGUCGGCCAACAGGCUGCAGAGAGUGCUUCUGGGAUAGAAGAAAGUGGAACGUGAAAGGACCUCGAGUUCACUGACACACAUACUGGAUGAUGGACAGUUUUCAUGACUCCCAACUCACCUGACUAACCCAACUUCUCCUGUGCCAUACACGAUAGACACCGACACUGAGCUGUUCACUUACAAUGGAGUGCCACAUUCAACAUGAGAUGUAGGAUUCCUCAAGGAGUGAUUGUAAAGUAAAUUAACCACAGUUUAUCAUUUAUUUUUUUUCGAGCCGUAGUGUUUUAAACAUCUAACUGAAGCUUAUGGAGGACUGAUUUUGUUGUGGAGCACUCAUCAAAUGUAUUUUAAUGUAGAGCCUCAGUUUGUAGUUUCUGUGUUAACACGAAGGGCUGAAUGAAUUGUAUGUAAAAAUGGAUUUUCUUUACAAUAUAGAUUCAGAAACGCAGAAUGUGUUCCAUGCUUCUUUCUUUUUUAAAUCACCUCUCUUAACAGUUACCCUUUAAUCAUCAUACUUCUGUUGACACUUUGGCUGCACGCACAUGUAAUCCUAAUAUACAGUAGUCUCUGUCCCCUGUAGCAUUUACACACCAGGCAUUAAUGCCUUCCCUUAUCUCACAAAACAACAAUUUGUGUUGUUACAAACCAAGGGGAAAGUUGUGUAUGUUAAUGUGUGGAUCUCUUGCUCAAAGAUACUAAUCCAGAGCUUGUACCUUGAAUGAAAUGUUUUACAUUGGUUAGAUUUUUUUUUAAAUAAUUUAUUUGAUUAAAUCGAAAUGAAUAUCUAUAUAUUAUAUCUGUUGAUUGUAUAAAUACAGUAUAUCAUUGACAUGAGUACUGUUCUGUUAACAGGAUACAUAAGAUAAUGCUGUUUCUUUUAAUUAAUUUGUUAUUGAACCUUUAUUUAACUAAGCAAGUCAUAUUCUUAUUUACAAUGAUGGCCUAUCAAAAGGCAAAAGGCCUCCUGCGGGGACAGGGGCUGGGAUUAAAAAAUAAAUAACAUUAUAGGACAAAACACACAUCACGACAAGAGAGACAAGACAACACUACAUAAAGAGAGGCCUAUGACAACAACAUAGCAUGGCAGCAACACAUGACAACACAGCAUGGUAGCAACACAACAUGGCAGCAGCACAUCAUGGUAGCAGCACAAAACAGGGUACAAACAUUAUUGGGCACCGACAACAGCACAAAGGGCAAGAAGGUAGAGACAACAAUACAUCACGCCAAGCAGCCACUACUGUCAGUAAUAGUAUCCACGAAUGAGUCUUUGAAUGAAGAGAUUGAGAUAAAACAGCUCGCUAACUGCAGCGAACUGAAAAGACUAGCGACCCAGGGAUGUGUGUGCUCUGGGACCUAUAACAGAAUGUGACUGGCAGAAUGGGUGUUGUAUGUGGAGGAUGAGGGCUGCAGUAGAUAUCUCAGAUAGGCGGGAGUGAGGCCUAAGAGGGUUUUAUAAAUAAGCAUCCACCAGUGGGUCUUGCGACGGGUUUACAGAGAUUGCCAGUGGUCUGGAAUUUUCAAAAUUUUUAGAUGAUCCGUCGGACAGUGAAAUUAUGUACUUUGAAUUGCUUGAAAAUGUAUUUGUAACCCCUCCCAGACUCAAGGACAUUAAUAAUAUUAUUCUGAUGGCCUCGGAUAGGUAUUUUGAUCUUUGCAUGAUGUGUUACCACACACGCAUAUGUUUAAUACCAAACCAGACCAAGUUUCUAAUCUUUAGGGGAGGCUGGCCCCUCCCAAGGUACUCUCUAAUGAUUUCUUAAUCAUUGUCACCGGUUUGGGUGCACCUGAUCCUAAUUUUAGCUAUUUUAGGUGAUGGUAAAGGCAGGGGGGUACAAAUUAUUUCUGCAGAAGGAAAUUGUAUUUUUGUUUAUUUUAAUUGCAUAACAAUUUCAAAGUAAAUGUUUUGUGUGUGAGUUGUUAAAUUGGGUUACCUUCAUCAAUUAAUUUGGUUGAAAUUUAGCUCAAAUAUCCAUGUGUCCAAAUACGUAAAAAAAUACAAUAAAAAAUGACCACUUUCCAAA
Messenger RNA from Oncorhynchus kisutch (coho salmon), 3253 nucleotides. RefSeq names its product leucine-rich repeat-containing protein 58. The record is from RefSeq and is a predicted model, not a curated record. NCBI's taxonomy places the organism in Eukaryota, Metazoa, Chordata, Actinopteri, Salmoniformes, Salmonidae. The transcript has 4 exons. Gene Ontology annotation, cellular component: cytoplasm. Gene Ontology annotation, molecular function: protein binding. The coding region runs from base 211 to 1266 and encodes 351 amino acids.